This is a messenger RNA of Vigna unguiculata (cowpea), 1421 nucleotides long. RefSeq names its product zinc finger protein CONSTANS-LIKE 16-like. Gene Ontology annotation, molecular function: zinc ion binding; protein binding. Gene Ontology annotation, cellular component: nucleus. Gene Ontology annotation, biological process: regulation of DNA-templated transcription. The record is from RefSeq and is a predicted model, not a curated record. NCBI's taxonomy places the organism in Eukaryota, Viridiplantae, Streptophyta, Magnoliopsida, Fabales, Fabaceae.
AUAAAUAUAUGAAAAGCAUCUCAAUAUUCCAUUGUUACUUUCAUUUCAAACUUAACAAACCAAAAAAUAGCAACGAUUUUCCACGAUGAGAGACAUGAAAGACGCUGGUGCCUUGGGAGCCAAGACAGCACGAGCCUGCGAUAGCUGCAUAAGCAGAAGAGCAAGGUGGUUCUGUGCGGCCGAUGAUGCUUUUCUCUGCCAUGGCUGCGACACUUUGGUUCAUUCCGCCAACCAGUUAGCUAGCAGGCACGAAAGGGUUCGGCUUCAAACUGCAUCCUCUAAGGUAACCACCGCCACCACCACCACGACGCACGCAUGGCACAGUGGGUUCACACGCAAGGCAAGAACCCCACGUCACAACAACAACAAACACUUUGCACUGCAACAACGUCUCAAAGAAGAAGUUCUCUUCAACAACAGCAGUGUUCUUCCGCUGGUUCCGGAGCUGGGAGGGGAAGAACAAGAACCUGUGGUUGCGGAUAAUGAGGAGACGGAGGAACAGAUGCUAUGUCGCGUGCCCGUGUUCGACAAUUACGAUGUGAGAACGGAUGACUUGGACAGUUUUUCCGACAUGGAUUUCGCGGAGUUUGCUGCUGAUGUUGAAAACCUACUUGAUAAAGAAGACGAUGAGGUAAGUGCGCGUGUGGGAGGGGGAGUUGAGGGUGCAAUGGCGAAGGUUAAGGAUGAAGAGGAUGUUGAUGGUGAUGUAGCGUGUUACCUGGAGUCAGUUUUUGACAUGACGAACGAUGAUGUCUUUCAUUGGAAUAGCAUUGAGUCUGUGCUGUCAGAUGCACGGGAAGAGAAGGAGUGUGUGGUGGCGAGUGAUGGUGCUGUUGGUGAAGAAGGAGGAACAAAGAGAGACAUAUUUUUGAGACUAAACUACGAUGAGGUUAUAACUGCAUGGUCUAGCCAAGGUUCUUCUCCAUGGACAACUUCAAACCCACCUAAGUUCAACUCUGGCUAUGACUUCUGCUUGGGUCUGAGUGGUGUAGAUGGGGAAAUAAGAGGCUUAAGGGGUGACCUAGAUGGAGGAAGAGAGGCAAGAGUGUCGAGGUACAGAGAGAAGAGAAGGACUCGUUUGUUUGCAAAGAAAAUUAGAUAUGAAGUGAGAAAGUUGAACGCAGAGAAAAGGCCCAGAAUGAAAGGUCGUUUUGUGAAGAGAACGUGCUUUGUUGGGGCCAAUGCUUUUCCUGCUUACCAAUGACAUCUAUCAGUUAACGCAUCCAUCUUUGCUAUUUCUGCAAAUUUGGAUCAAUACUUGGUUUGGCUAUAUAUAUAUAUGUACGUAUAUAUAGCCUGUAUUAUAUAUAUUAUAUCAAUACAUGGGCAGUGUUAAUUUUACUAGACUUUUUUGCUUGGGAUAUUUCUCUUUAUAUAUAUCUCCAGCAGGUUUAGUAAUUAAUUAGUACUAAUUAAUGAUC